This is a messenger RNA of Lacerta agilis (Sand lizard), 2055 nucleotides long. RefSeq names its product ankyrin repeat domain 37 (gene ANKRD37). Gene Ontology annotation, molecular function: protein binding. The transcript has 5 exons. The record is from RefSeq and is a predicted model, not a curated record. Lineage: Eukaryota; Metazoa; Chordata; Lepidosauria; Squamata; Lacertidae. The coding region runs from base 1366 to 1866 and encodes 166 amino acids.
UAAGGAUUACUAGAGAUAACAUAUAUGAAGCAAUUAGUUUUUAAUCAUUAUUUUCCUGGAGCAUGGACAAAUAUCAAUCCAAAUUAUUUUCUUGCUCAUUACUUCCACCUAGAUCCUCUCAAAUAUUUGAGACACCAGUGCUGAAGUAGUGAACCACUUUUACACUUUAGUAUCUGCUCCAUAUGGAAUUAUUUGGUCCAAGUGUUUUCAUGACCAAUCACAUUGUAAGACUUCUUGCUUCACCUCUUAUAGAAACAGGCUGCAGUUUAAAGGUAUUUAAAUAUAGAGCCUGUGGCUGAUCAUAGAAUUUAAGAUUCCCAUUAGGCUGCCCAGCAUAGCUUUAUCCUUGGCUAACAGGUUCUAGCAAGUAUAACUCCCAGCUCUCAAACAAUUGAACUGAUUACCAUGAGAUCCUGAGCCCAAUUCAGUAUUAGUCUUUAACCUUUAAGGCUGCAAUCCUUAACACACUUGCUAAUAAAUGCUAAGCCCCACUGAACACUCUUUAAAGAAACAUGCCUAUAACAUUGAGCUAUGAAGGCUGAAAUGAUCUGGGUCCAGUAUCUCUGAAUUAGCACUCCCCCAUAGGCUUUCUCAUGCCUUAAAUAAGAGAGGAGCUGCUAUGGAUGCCCCUUCAUUCUGAGCUUUUGUGAGCAGUGACACCCAGCCAGCCAACCUUCUUUGUGUUAGCAUCCACUCUUUUGAAGCACCUUGCUAAGAGAGGCUCAGCUGGCUACCUCCUUCCCUACACCCCGGUAAGCGAUUAUGGUGUUGCUUAUUUUUUUAGCGCCUUUAUGGGUAGUUGACUGUUUUAAUGCUUUGCAGCAUUAUCUUUUCUGGUUUCUGGCCUUAUUUCUUUGCUUAAGUAUCUUGAAUGCAUUUUAUCCAAGACCCACUUCAGAUGGAAAUGUCAACACUUAUUACAGAGGGAUUGUUUUGCUUCCUGCCUUCUUCUCUGCAGGAUGCUGCAAAGGGAGGGGGGCAGACUGUGGGUGGCUGAGUGUGUGGGUGUGUGAUACGUGUCUAGCUGUACUGUGCUUCAUGGCUGCCCCACCUGCCAUAAGUCUUUCCUGCUCCCUCCCAUCUCAUAAGCAUAGCAAAUACAGGAUGCAUGGGGAAAGCAACAGCAGGAGCCAAUCAGGACACAGUAAGGCGGGUCGAGUUGCAUGUGCUCUUGUUUGUGUACGUGCAAAAGACAGCUCCCGGCAGAGAGGGCGGGAUUGCUGCCAGAGUGUCUCUCUCUUCUUUAGCUAGCACUGCCAGUCUUUGGUUAGAUUCACUGGAUAGAGUAAAGCUGUGCUGGAACAAGUCAACCAAUCCAACCACAACUUUUGCCGCAAGUGUACUGGAGGAAGGCAAGAAGAAAUAAUGUUACUGUUGGAUUGCAACACAGAGGCUGAUGGGCAGAGCCACCUUCUGGAAGCUGGGACUGAAGUGAAUUUAGCUGCUGAUGGAUUUUGUCAGUCCCCAGCUCAUCUGGCUGCUUGUGGAGGACAUGCUUUCUUCCUACUUUGGCAACAGCAGACAGGAGCCAAUCUGAACCAACAGGACUGGAUUGGGGAAGCUCCAAUUCACAAGGCAGCUAAAGUUGGGAGUUUGGAGUGUCUCACUUUGCUAGUUGCCAGUCAUGCUGACAUUGACUUGCGCAAUAAGAAUGGUGAAACAGCAGAAGACCUUGCAUGGGCUUUUGGAUUUUUGGACUGUGCACAGUUCCUCAGGAAAAUGAAACACAUUCAAAACAGGAAAGCAACAACACAGCUUAGUUACUCUCUGCAUGAUGACAGCUUGCUUAAAGACACAGAAGCAAGACAGAAACGAGCAUAUGAAAGCAAGAGAUCCAUAAGCAAGAGGAGGAGAUCAAAUGAAUAAAGAUGAAGUCUUUGAUGUCAUGUGAAAGCCAAUUACUGCAAGAAGAUGUGUGAACACUAAGACCUUUACAAAGAAAUAAGUCUGCAUCUCAAAACCAAAUAUUUUGAACAGUGCCUUCUAAGAAGGAGAAUGGGUUGCUUCUUGAAGAAGAUUUAAAAAAUAUUAAUUUCUGUAUUCACGCAAUAAAAU